Messenger RNA from Magallana angulata, 1167 nucleotides. RefSeq names its product C-type mannose receptor 2-like. Gene Ontology annotation, molecular function: carbohydrate binding. Gene Ontology annotation, cellular component: external side of plasma membrane. Gene Ontology annotation, biological process: biological process involved in interspecies interaction between organisms. Lineage: Eukaryota; Metazoa; Mollusca; Bivalvia; Ostreida; Ostreidae. The coding region runs from base 1 to 1167 and encodes 388 amino acids. The record is from RefSeq and is a predicted model, not a curated record. The transcript is spliced from 6 exons.
AUGAUUAAAGGUGUCUAUUCGUUGGAAUGCAUACAAUGGACCUCUUCUCGAGACGGAAAAUAUAGAUCUCAUUGCUACGAAUAUCUUCAAGAAACCAGGAAUUCAACCUUUGAAGCCGAGGCAACUUGUAAGAUGUCAGGCGGACAACUAGCCCCCUUUGUUGAUGAAUUCCAGUUCAAUUUUUGGCGAGACUUUCUACCUACGGUUAGGAGUGAAAUCAUAAUUGGAGUCAAUGAUUUGGUUCAGGAAGGCGUCUGGACGUCAUUUGAUGGGACCCCAGUCGAUAAUCUCCCUUGGAAUCCACGUCAGCCGAAUGGCGAUAGAGAUCAAAACUGUGUGGUGAUCAAUGCCGAACCACCAGGAUAUUCAGUUGGAGAGCCAUUUAAACUGCAAGAUAAAGAGUGUUCCGAGACUUUUGAUGGGUUUCUCUGCUAUAGGGAUGCUCUGUGCUUUACAAACUGCGAAUGGAGAUGCAGGACUGAUUGUUUCUGGUUUAUUUCACAAAAAGCAAAUUGGACUUUUCAUGGCGCAAACGCUCAAUGCAAAGAACAGGAUGGUGUUCUGGCCUCUGUGGCAAGUUUGAAGGAAUUCGAAUUUCUAAAAAACGCUUUUCUUGGCUUUCAAACAUAUAUGGGCAUAAGAUCAGCUUGGCUGGGUGUUCACUUCAUUGACGGUCAGUACCGUAAUGUGAAUGGAGACGAUUUUCCGGUUGAUGUCCUUAAUGUUACUAGUGACCCGCCAGAAGACUCGUGUUUACAGUUCGGUCAGAAAUCGGUCUUAUAUAAUGAUUUAUACUCCUUUCAUUCCUGUGACACAUCCGGAUCCAUGGCUGGAAUUUGCACCAGAAGCAAGCUUGGUUUUCGCUGGUACACAGAGAAAAACUCUACGAGUGAUGCGUACAUCAGAAAUGCUCUGCAGAUUGACAAAUCGGAAACAACUACGGAAAUUAUAAAGCGUACCAGUGCCUCUGAUGGGCGAGCUUCUUCCACCGGAAUUGGAUGUGUCGGUGUGUCUGUAAUAGUAGCUGUGAUGGCGUUCGUGGUUAUCUUAGAUUGUGGUCAACGACAAAAAAUCGAUGGAAAGAAAAAAAGAAAGCGACAUAUUCAUAACAUCAGCCAUAAUAAUGAAAAUAUCAGAGGCAGGAGCAAAAUGACAACAAAAGUAUAA